Molecule: messenger RNA, 2540 nt
Organism: Rosa rugosa (rugosa rose)
Lineage: Eukaryota; Viridiplantae; Streptophyta; Magnoliopsida; Rosales; Rosaceae
Product: receptor-like protein 4
Exons: 9
Coding region: 178-2061 (627 amino acids)
Molecular function (GO): protein binding
Source: RefSeq, a predicted model, not a curated record
UAUGACUCUCACUGUAAUUAGCGUCUAGUGGCACACACGUCCAAUCUCUCUCUCUCAAAAGCAAAGCAAAAAGCUGAGAGUGGAGAACGAGAAUGGGAUAUAGUAUAGAGGAGAAAGAAGAAAAGCCAAGGCCGCGUGACUAGUAGUACUACCCUGUGUUGCACUACAGCUUAAGCAAUGGUGAGGUCGAUUCUUCAUCUUCUUCAAUGGCUUCUCGUGUUCUGCUCCGUCUUCUCUCCGGCCUCGGCGAAGCGCGCGCCUUAUGCGAUGCGCAUAAACUGUGGAGCUCGUCAUGAUGUUCAUACAGAGCCAACCAAUACACUGUGGUAUAGGGAUUUCGGAUAUACAGGGGGAAUUCCUAGUAAUGCUUCACUCCCGGGUUAUGUCAGUCCUCACCUUGAUACGCUGAGAUAUUUUCCGCUGUCUGAAGGUCCUGAAAAUUGUUACCAUAUCAAUAGAGUUCCUCAAGGACACUACUCAGUGAGGAUUUUCUUUGGAUCGGUUAAAUCAAAAAGCGAUGACCUUGAGCCUUUAUUUGAUAUUUCUGUCGAGGGUACUCUGAUUACUUCUUUAAAAUCUGGUUGGAGCAACCAGGAUGAUCAAGUUUUUGCCGAAGCACAAGUGUUUCUUACUGAUGGCUCUGUUUCUAUCUGCUUUCAUAGCACUGGUCAUGGUGAUCCAGCAAUCCUUGCCCUGGAAAUUCUUCAAAUUGAUGAUCAAGCAUACCAUUUCAGCCAACAAUCUGGUCAAGGAAUAAUUCUUAGAACAGUGUCAAGAUUGAGUUGUGGUGAUGGAAAGCCAAAGUUUGGUGCUGACUACGGUGGGGAUCCGUGGGGCGGUGAUAGGUUUUGGAGACCUACUAAAACCUUUGGUCAGAGUGGUACUAUGGCAAUAUCCACUGAAACCAGCAUUAAGCAGGUUUCAAAACCACCAAACUUUUAUCCAGCAGGGCUUUAUAAGAAAGCAAUUGUGAGUUCCGACAGUCAGCCCGAUUUAGAAUAUACCAUGGACGUUGAUCCUAAUAGAAACUACUCGAUCUGGUUACACUUUGCUGAGAUAGAUCCAGCGAUCACUGGUGUAGGUCAGAGAGUAUUUGACGUUAUUAUAAAUGGUGACAUUGCAUUUGAAGAGGUGGAUAUUGUCAAACUGAGUGGGGACCGUUAUUCUGCUCUUGUACUUAACAGAACUGUUCCCGUUAAUGGGAGGAGUUUGACAAUAACCUUGCAACCUACAAAAGGUGAUCAUGCCAUAAUCUGUGCAAUUGAGAUAUUUGAAAGUAUAUUCGCCGAGUCGAAAACUUUACCAGAUGAAGUAAAGGCUUUACAAACAUUGAAGACUACAUUAGGGCUUCCUGUUCGGUUGGGGUGGAAUGGUGAUCCGUGUGUUCCCCAGCAACACCCAUGGAGUGGAGCAGAUUGCCAAUUGGAUAGAAAUAGCAACAAAUGGGUUAUUGACGGACUGGGUCUUGACAACCAAGGUUUAAAGGGAUUUUUGCGGGAUGACAUUUCAAAAUUGCGUCAUCUACAGAGCUUAAAUCUUAGUGGAAAUAAAAUACAUGGAGCCAUUCCAACCUCGCUUGGAGCAAUACCAAGUUUGGAAGUUUUGGACCUCUCAUACAAUUCCUUCAAUGGAUCAAUCCCUGAAACACUCGGACAGUUGACCUCGUUAAAAAGACUAUAUCUUAAUAGCAACUCUUUGUCCGGAAGGGUUCCAGCUGCUCUGGGAGGAAGGCUUUUGCACAGAGCUAGCUUCAACUUCACUGACAACCAUGGCCUCUGUGGUAUGCCUGGAUUGCGUACAUGUGGGCCACACCUCACCGUCGGUGCAAAAAUUGGACUUGCAUUUGGUGUCUUGGGGUUUUUCCUUCUUAUCGUUACAUGUUCAGUAUGCUGUUGGAAAAGGAGGCAGAAUAUACUGCGAAUUCAGCAAAUGGCCGCAAGAGAAGCUCCAUAUGCAAAGAAAAGGACCAAUUUAUCCCAGAACAUCCAGCUGUCCAGGCACCAUAAUCAUCAUGGCCAAUCGCGGACAGCAGCUGAGAAUGGACCUAUCUUGCUUUCAUGAUCCGAGAAACCUUCACCUCACCCUAUGCCUAAUCUGGUCGAAUUCUGCUAUUGCUUGGAUGCCCGGACUGAGUUUGAUCCACGACAUGAAUCCCCGACCAUUCGAUAUGUGGACUUGCAUGCUUACAUCAGUACAGUUUCUCGCGACCCUGAUAUGUAAGUAACGCCUAGAGGAUCCAGUAGAAACACUUACAGAAGAUCAGAUCCCUCAUUGGGUGCCAUAUGUUGUACAUUGCUCCAAUUCUUUCUCCUUUUCAGUUUUGGUAAAGUUUGUUACACUCUUAUACGUGGAGGAAGUGAUGCAUAUAAAGAUCAAAAUGUUACUUCCUCCCAAUAUUUCCAUAUUGAAUUCCGGACUGUUAAUUCUUAGUCUACAUUGUCGUGGCUCUGUUAGGUCAACGAAAGGGUUUGUUUCAAAGGGCCCCGUUUCACUUUGUAACAUCAUUCGGUUUGCAGGGAAAAUGUCGCACAUACCUGAUA